GUGUUCUUCUUCACUGUGGCUUAGCCAUGGACCUCUCACCAUUUCCAGUAAAUCAUCAAGCUUUCCCAACAUCUGCACGUUCUCUUUACUUUCUGCUUUUGCAGGCCCGAACCCACUUUCCAAAUAAUAGUUUCAGAGCUCUCAAAUUCAAACCUUCUUGUUGUUCUCAUCAAACAAUAAAGGUUGGUGUUGAGAUAACUAGGAAGAGGAAGCCCAAGCCAAGUUUUUUGGAUCAAAUUAAGGAUAAAUGGUCUCUAAAACCAAUCACUUCCACAAGAGAGAAGUUUCCAUGGCAAGAACAAGAGGAACUUGAAGAAGAAGAAGAAGAAGUGGAAAGAGAGCAGUCUUUUAGCGGGCCCAUAUCUAAGUCAGAAAGUGAUGAGGACCCACAAGUUGAAGGGAGUGACCCAGUGAGGUCCUCUUUACCGAGUCGGGUAAUUUCUGCUCCUUGGUCUCAUGGAAGCGAAUUCAAUGAACCCCAUUUUGAUUUUGUGCCUGAAAUUUCAAAUUUUGAGUCUAAAAUAGGAGAUAGUUUUGCUAGUAAGAAAACAAUUGAGUUUCCAGGAGGAAACAAGGCUGAAGUUGUUGGUGGCCUAAUUGAAAAAUCAGAAUCUUUAAAUGAGGAAGUUAACAUAAAUAAGAAAAAAAUUGGAUUACCAGUUGAAAACGAGGUUGCAGCAGCUGACGGCUUGAACGAUGUAGUUUCUUCCAGAGAGAAUGUCGAGGUUUCUACUAGUGAUGAUGAGGGUGGUUCAGUUGAAAGAGGAUAGCGGGAAAGUAAGAAGAGGAGCAACACAGUGAUGGUGGACAAAAUGAUACCGGAGCAUGAAUUGCGCAGGCUAAGGAAUGUUGCAUUGAGGAUGGUGGAGAGAACAAAAGUUGGAAUUGCAGGGAUCACGCAGGCCUUAGUGGAGUACAUUCAUGAGAGAUGGAAGAUGGAUGAGGUGGUUAAGUUGAAGUUUGGGCCUCUUUCUCUUAACAUGAAAAGAACACAUGAGAUUAUGGAGAAAAGAACUGGGGGAUUGGUUAUAUGGAGAUCAGGCAGCUCAUUGGUGUUGUACAGGGGGAUGGCCUACAAACUUCAUUGUGUUCAAUCAUAUACCAGUCAGAAUAAGGUUGAUAUGAAUGCUUUGGAUUGUUCAAAUAAUGUUGAAUCUGAUACCACCCAAAAUAUAGUAGUUAAAGAAUCUGUUAGGACCAUGGAGUCCUUCAUGCCUUCUUCUUCAGAGUAUUUAACUGAUUUGUCUAAAGAAGAGCUCAUGGAUUUGUGUGAACUCAACCAUUUGUUAGAUGAAUUAGGUCCACGGUAUAAAGAUUGGUCAGGUCGUGAACCAUUGCCUGUUGAUGCUGACCUGCUUCCUCCUGUUGUUCCUGGAUAUCAACCCCCAUUCAGACGUCUUCCUUAUGGGAUAAGACAUUGUUUAAGGGACCGUGAAAUGACUUCUUUCCGUAGGCUUGCAAGGACGGUGCCUCCACAUUUUGCUUUAGGAAGAAACAGGGAACUGCAAGGCCUGGCACAGGCUAUGGUGAAGCUAUGGGAAAGAAGUGCUAUUGCAAAGAUAGCCAUCAAACGUGGAGUGCAAAAUACACGCAAUGAAAGAAUGGCUGAAGAACUCAAGCAAUUGACAGGGGGGACACUGCUUUCCAGAAACAAGGAAUUUAUUGUCUUUUACAGGGGCAGUGACUUCUUGCCACCUGUUGUAACAAAGACAUUGAAAGAGAGGCAAAAAUCAAGAAAUCUUCAACAAGAGGAGGAAGAGAAAGCACGAGAGAGGGCCCUGGCCUUGGUUGGAUCUAAUGCCAAAGCUUCUAAACUUCCUUUGGUUGCUGGCACCCUUGCAGAAACCACUGCUGCAACGUCUCGCUGGGGGCACCAACCAAGUGUUGAAGAGGUGGAGGAAAUGAAGAAAAACUCAGCUUUGACUCAACAGGCUUCACUAGUCAGAUAUCUUGAGAAGAAACUAACUCUUGCUAAUGGGAAGCUGAGAAAGGCCAAUAAAGCUUUGGCUAAAAUGCAGCAGCAUCUGGAACCAGCAGAUCUCCCAACCGAUUUGGAAACUUUGAGUGGGGAGGAAAGAAUUUUAUUUCAUAAGAUUGGUCUGAGUAUGAAACCCUACUUGCUUUUGGGAAGACGAGGUGUUUAUGAUGGGACAAUAGAAAACAUGCACCUGCAUUGGAAAUAUCGUGACUUGGUAAAGAUAGUUGUCAAAGGAGAAAGUUUUGCACAAGUCAAGCAUAUUGCAAUUUCAUUGGAGGCUGAGAGUGGUGGGUUGCUAGUAUCUUUAGAUAAAACUACCAAAGGCUAUGCAAUUAUUAUCUAUCGAGGGAAAAACUACAUGCGUCCUUCUGUAUUGAGGCCCAAGAAUUUGUUGACAAGAAGACAGGCAUUAGCUCAGUCAGUUGAACUUCAGAGACGUGAGGCACUGAAGCAUCACGUCUUGGACUUACAGGAAAAAAUUGAGUUAAUGAAAUCAGAACUGGAAGAAAUGAAAACUCAGAAGGAGAUUGAUGUAGAAAAAACUUGAUACUCAAGGUUGAAUGAAGCUCCACUUUUUGAUGAGGAUAUUGAAGAGGACUAAUGGGAAGCGCAUCUAGAAACAUGACAGUAGCAAUGAUGAUGGUCAUGAGCAAAAGGAGCUUAUGUGCAUAUAAUAGUUUGUCCACCAGAUUGGAGCACGGAGUACCAGCAACAGCAGAUGUUUAAAAGGAAAGACAAAUAAUUUAACAUUCCAGCCGGUGGGCAAGGGAAAGGUCAUCUAGCAAUGGAGAUCAUAGAAUUGUGAUUUGCCUUGGACGUUGUCCUGACAUUAUUUGGCAAAUGUCCUCUAAUGCAGCUAGUGUUAGGUUAGGAUUCACGGACAAAUUUUAGAAGCUUGUAGGUUCUUUCGCAUGAGCUGUAAAUACGAUAAUGUAGCAAAAGGUUCAUUUAUUUAUUUUCCUUCCA
Messenger RNA from Theobroma umbraticum, 2944 nucleotides. NCBI's taxonomy places the organism in Eukaryota, Viridiplantae, Streptophyta, Magnoliopsida, Malvales, Malvaceae. The record is from RefSeq and is a predicted model, not a curated record.